AAAUCAAAAGUAGUAUAUCAAGUUGCAUAUGAUGAUCUAGUUGAAUGAGUCGAGUUGAAAUAAAGAAAAUAUAUAUUACAUUAAAAAAAAAAAGAAGACUUCAUACAUUUUUAAUUCAAAAUAAAGUCAAUCAAAGAAAUCAACUACCGACAGUAAACAAAUUUAGAGCUAAGACGAGAUGAGAAUACAAGAGAGGAAUGAGGUGAAAGAGAGUUGAAGCGGGAAUUGAAAAUGAGAGGUGGAGAUCGAUUGAUGGGGAGCGUAAAGGUUAAAAGUCGAAACAACUCUAGAAGAAUCAUAAGUGGACCGAGACAAUCGAGAUUAAAAGGAGCUGUAGAUCGAAAUUCUAAAAAUAGGGAUCAAAAUCGAAAUUGGAUGACUCCCUCGAUUCAAGACCAGAAAUCGAAACUGUGAAGUGAUGAAAGUGGAAGAGGAGGAAGGAGAGUAAUAAGAUUGGGACCAAAUGAGGUGAUGAAUGAGUUAAAUGAAAACUUUAACGAAAAUCGAAUGCGAAAGUAUCUUGACGUGAUUAGAGCAGAGUCGAGUUCGAUCGAAGUAAAGAGGGGGAUCAAGGAAAUGAAGUAAAAGGGGGGGGUGUUUGUGUUCGUUCGUUCGUUGGAGGAGUGUGGUGUUUUUUUUUUUUUUCUUUUUGUGAUUCAUCUAAAAAGUGAAAAGAGAAAGAGUUCGUAGAAAAUAAUAAGAAGUCUCCAAGUUUGAGUUUUUGUUUUAAAAGUGUUAAGCGAUCAUCGAUAGGUUUUUUUUCUUAAAUAACUAAAUUAGUUGAGGUUCUUGUGUGAAGUUUGAAGUUUGACUUGUUCAACUGGUGGUUUUUGAUCUUGCUUUUCCUAAAUCGUAUCAGUUGUG
Molecule: messenger RNA, 864 nt
Organism: Melampsora larici-populina 98AG31
Lineage: Eukaryota; Fungi; Basidiomycota; Pucciniomycetes; Pucciniales; Melampsoraceae
Exons: 6
Coding region: 232-414 (60 amino acids)
Source: RefSeq, a predicted model, not a curated record